Molecule: messenger RNA, 1494 nt
Organism: Vicia faba (fava bean)
Lineage: Eukaryota; Viridiplantae; Streptophyta; Magnoliopsida; Fabales; Fabaceae
Source: the annotation of a GenBank genome assembly
AUGUCAAAGAACAACUCAAAAUACAGUACCUCACACACUCACACUGAGGAAGUGCUUAAGAUGAAGAAAGCACGAGUGGUGUUUAUCCCUUUUCCUGCUAUAAGCCAUUUAGUUUCAACCCUUGAGUUCGCCAAGCUUCUCAUUAGCCGUGAUAACCGUCUCCGAGUAACCGUUUUAGUCAUCAAAUUCCCAAACACCUCAGAAGCUGAUGUCUACAUUGAUUCCCUUCCUAUCUCCGAUUCACUCCAUAUAAUCAACCUUCCAGAAAUUUCUCUUCCUCCAAACACCGAUCGAGCUUCCGUCAUGAGCGUACUGCUCGAAGCUCAAAAACCACACGUUAAACAAGCCGUCUUUAACCUCACUGCCCAAGAAGAACAACAUGGACCCCUCGCCGCCUUCGUUGUUGACAUGCUCUGUACCACCAUGAUUGAUGUUGCUAAAGAAUUUUCCGUCCCUGCGCUCAUCUUCUUCACUUCCGGCGUUGCUUCUCUUGGUUUGAUGCUUCAUGUGCACACACUGUUUGAAGGAGACAACUUCGAUUCAACACAGUUGCUGCAUAAGAACGAGUUAGCAGUUCCGAGUUUUGCCAACUCGGUUCCUAUAAACUCCUUGCCUAGUUUUAUGCUAGACAAGGAAUGGGAGUCGUUUUUUAAGAGAUAUGCAGGAGGCCUCAAGAAACCAAAUGGUAUUAUAGUAAAUUCGUUUGAAGAGCUAGAAUCACAUGCGGUUCAAUCCUUUUUCUCUCAUCCUGAUCUAGCAGCUUUACCUAUUUAUCCAGUGGGGCCCUUAUUAAACCCGGACCUCAAAACCGAUAAAAUUGUUGGAUCCCAUGAUAUCAUCAGAUGGCUUGAUGAUCAACCUCCUUCUUCGGUAGUUUUCCUCUGCUUCGGGAGUAGGGGUUCUUUCUAUGAAGAUCAAAUCCAAGAGAUAGCACAUGCUAUUGAAAAUAGUGGAGUUCGUUUCAUUUGGUCACUACGUAAACCCUCGCCAAAAGGUGCUAUGCCCGCACCCUCUGAUUAUCCGCUUUUAGAUUUAGUUUCACUUUUACCCGAAGGAUUUUUAGAUCGAACAGCUGAAAUUGGAAAGGUCGUUGGUUGGACCCCACAAGCUCAAAUACUUGCCCACCAUGCCAUAGGGGGGUUUGUUUCACAUUGUGGAUGGAAUUCCAUACUAGAGAGCAUAUAUUUUGGUGUGCCUAUUGCCGCUUGGCCUCUUUUUGCUGAACAACAAAUAAAUGCUUUUGAAUUGGUGUGUGAGCUGAAGUUGGGAGUGGAAAUUGCAUUGGACUAUCGGGUGAAAUUUAAUGGUGAUCAUAACUAUGUUGUAACUGCAGAAAAGAUUGAGAGAGGAAUAAAGAGUGUGUUGGAUAAAAAUGGAGCGGUAAGGAAGAAUGUGAAAGAGAUGAGCAAAAAGAGUAAGAAGACUUUGUUAGAGGGUGGAUCUUCCUACUCUUAUUUAAGUAACUUAAUUGAUUAUAUUAUGAAUCAGGUGUGA